GUGGUUCCCUCGGGCCUGGCCUACUGUUUAGACAUCAGCCCGGUGCUCCAUCGCAUCUAUAAAUGCUACAGCUCCGAACAAGGCUGUGCUGACCAGGCGGUGGUGUACCACUCCUACCAGGUCGUCUUCUUUUUAAUCAGCGCCUACUUCUUCUCAUACCCCCACCCUGAGCGCUGGUUCCCGGGACGUUGCGACUUCAUCGGGCAGGGCCAUCAGAUCUUCCACGUGUUCCUUGUGCUCUGCACUGUAGUGCAGAUCGAAGCCGUGCGACUGGAUUAUAGCGAGAGGGGACCUCUCUAUGAAAGUCUCCAUGGAGACUUGGCUCACGAUGCAGUGGCUCUUUUUAUCUUCACAGCGUGUUGCAGUGCACUCACUGCGUUCUAUGUGCGCAAACGGGUGAAGGCAUAUCUAGAAGAGAAGCAGGAGUAGGCAGGGACCUUGCUUGCAAAUGACGGAAGGAUUGCACUGGUCUACAACAAUUGAAGCAACUAACAAUGAAGGACCUUUUUGUUAUUUUUCAGUGUAUCUUAUAUUUGUCAUUAAUAUUUUUUUUGUGGCCUGACAAUGUAUUUUGAACCAACUGCUUUCUGUUUACCAAACUGGUGACAUGCUUUAAAACCGCAUCACAUAUGAAGAAUGGCUCUAAAACAAUGGAUUGCCUGCUGAAAGGUGCUGAUCUGUUUGACGAGUGCCAUUACAACCUAUUAAACCAGGUUAACGUGAGAUCUGUGAAGGGAUGUCAGCAUUUUUGCUGACAGGUUGGUUUGCAUACAGGAUAGUUUAGGUUGACUGGAUCAUUGGAAAAGUUCAUAUUUGCAUUGUGCCUCUAAAUCCAACCUCAUUUUGGUGCAGUGUGGUGCUUUUGAAGGAUUAGUUCACCCAAAAAUGAAA
This is a messenger RNA of Sinocyclocheilus grahami, 891 nucleotides long. Its product is annotated as membrane progestin receptor alpha-B-like. Gene Ontology annotation, biological process: response to steroid hormone. The transcript has a single exon. Gene Ontology annotation, cellular component: plasma membrane. The record is from RefSeq and is a predicted model, not a curated record. The annotation marks the transcript as partial. Lineage: Eukaryota; Metazoa; Chordata; Actinopteri; Cypriniformes; Cyprinidae. Gene Ontology annotation, molecular function: steroid binding; nuclear steroid receptor activity.